Molecule: messenger RNA, 2514 nt
Organism: Lolium rigidum
Lineage: Eukaryota; Viridiplantae; Streptophyta; Magnoliopsida; Poales; Poaceae
Product: 5'-nucleotidase domain-containing protein 4-like
Exons: 16
Coding region: 16-1908 (630 amino acids)
Molecular function (GO): 5'-nucleotidase activity
Source: RefSeq, a predicted model, not a curated record
AGCGCGCGCGCGGCAAUGGCGGACCCCGUCGAGCUCGUGCGACGCCUCCGCAUCCGGUUCCCUCCGCGGACGCCGCCCCUGCAGCGCUCCAGACCGCCGCGAUGCGUCGUUGGGACUCGCCUCCGCCUCCCGGGCUCUCCCCUGUCGCUCCGGUGCCGCGCGCUCGACGCCAGCAAGCCGGCGGCGGUCCAGGGGGAGCAGUGCGAGGAGGAGGACGACGACGAGGAACCCUACUUCUCAGUGACAUCGUCGAGACUGUCGGAGGUCGACUACCUCGGGGAGAGCACCAAGGGGGAUUUGAACGUACGGAGGAGGCACCUCGACGCGCUCGGUGGGAAUGGAAAGUCAACGUUGCAUGGUCCUAUAGAGGAGAUAGCUUGGAAAGAAGCCAGAGAAGCUGAAACGUUGCUCAGUGACUUGGGAAUUGCAGAUCCUUUAACAGUAAGGAACUCUCCUCGUGGAAUUUUCUGCACCAGGACGCUGAAUCUCCGAUCUAUCAGUGUCAUUGGCUAUGACAUGGAUUAUACCUUGAUUCACUACAAUGUGAUGGCCUGGGAAGGACGUGCAUAUGACUAUGGGAUGGCCAACCUGAAGGGCAUGGGUUUCCCUGUUGAUGACCUUGAAUUUGAUCCUGACCUGGUUAUUAGGGGUCUUAUUAUGGAUAAAGUAAAAGGAAACUUGGUAAAAGCUGACCGUUUUGGCUACAUAAAGAGGGUCAUGCAUGGUACCCGGAUGCUGCCCACUCGUGCUGUGAGUGAAAUAUAUGGACGGGAAUUGGUGGACCUGCGGAAAGAAAAUACAUGGGAGUUCCUUAAUACCCUUUUCUCUGUUUCAGAAGCUGUUAUGUUCAUGCAGAUGGUUGACAGGUUGGACCAAGGAUUGGUGCCUGCUGAACUUGGGCCACUGGAUUACAAAGGAUUGUACGAUGCUGUUUCCAAAGCACUUUUUCGAGCACAUGUAGAAGGUCAACUCAAGAGCGAAAUAAUGGCUGAGCCAGAGCGAUUUGUGGAGCCUGAUCCAGAACUGCCUCUAGCUCUUCUAGAUCAAAAAGAGGCUGGAAAAAGGCUGCUUCUAAUUACUAACUCAGAUUACCACUAUACGAACAAAAUGAUGAAUCAUGCAUUCAAUCGCUUUCUUCCUAAUGAUAUGGGAUGGAGAGAUCUAUUUGAAAUGGUUAUAGUCUCCGCGAGGAAGCCAGAGUUUUUCCAAAUUUCGCAUCCAUUAUACGAGGUUGUAACUAACGAUGGAUUAUUGCGUCCCUGUUUUAAAGCAAAUUCAGGUGGCUUGUACUCUGGUGGUAGUGCUCAGAUGGUUGAGAAGUCCCUAGAUAUUCAUGGAGAUGAGAUAUUAUAUGUGGGGGACCAUAUUUUCACAGAUGUAAGCCAAUCAAAAGUUCAUUUACGAUGGAGGACAGCAUUAAUAUGCCGAGAAUUGGAAGAUGAGUUUAACGCACUGAUCCAGAGCCAUAAUCAGAAAGAAAAGCUUGUCACACUUAUAGAACAAAAGGAAAUCGUUGGAGACCUUUUUAACCAACUGCGCCUCGCUCUACAGAGACGCACAAAUUCACGUCCUGCACAGACGCUUGCUGCAACUUGUAUGAAUGAUCAGGAGCUUACAGAAAGUAUGCAAAAGUUGCUUAUUGUUAUGCAGAGAUUAGACGAAAAGAUUGCACCAUUGCUUGAAUCGGAUGGAGAACUUUUCAAUAAAAGAUGGGGUUGGCUGUCGCGUGCUGGCCUAUGGGACAAGAGUCAUCUAACCAGGCAAAUUGAGAAAUAUGCUGAUAUAUACACAUCAAGGGUUUCAAAUUUUCUACACUAUACUCCAUUCAUGUAUUUCAGAUCACAAGAACAGGUAUAUGCACAGCUCCAUACAAUCUGGUGUCCUCUUACCUCUGUCAAUUUUGCAUGAUUCUCAUGUUUAUUGGUUAGAUUUUAGAGCGCCAAUUCUUUAAUACGAUUAGUGAAGACACAUUACAGCAGUAAAUAGGAUGUGUGCAGUCACUCCUGCAAAUUCCUUAGACUAUGUGAACGGAAUGGUAGACAUGGUUUUAGAAAAAAGAACGGUUCUAGUGAAGUGAUCUUCGUUGUCACUUGGCUUCAAAUAAUUAUCCUUUUGCUGCUAGCUGCGCACACCUCGGCAUGGAAAGCAUUUUGUUCUUAUUCUGCUGGUUAUGCCAUGAGGAGUAGGCAGAGGUGGAAUGUUUCUCAUGUCUCUUGUCUCGUGAAUCCACCACCUCCGCAGAAUUCAUUUAAAAAUAUAGUUCACUGAAUGUCUGUAUUGGCAUACCUGUUUUCCUCAAAAGAUCUGCAUACCUGGAAAGCGCAACAAUAGCUGAUACUAGUUCUAUAAAAAAAGUAAACGUACAUAGACAUGAACACAUUAUUUGUGUAUGCUAACUGUUUGGCCUCUACUUUUUUUUUGCCCAUUGUUUUGAAAACAAAACUAGGAUAUAUGAGCAUUGCUUGCACUGAUGAAUUACUGUGUCACAUCUUCCAUUGUUUGUUGUUUUCACUG